This is a messenger RNA of Humulus lupulus (European hop), 845 nucleotides long. RefSeq names its product putative 4-hydroxy-4-methyl-2-oxoglutarate aldolase 1. The record is from RefSeq and is a predicted model, not a curated record. The coding region runs from base 184 to 684 and encodes 166 amino acids. Lineage: Eukaryota; Viridiplantae; Streptophyta; Magnoliopsida; Rosales; Cannabaceae. The transcript has 2 exons. Gene Ontology annotation, molecular function: ribonuclease inhibitor activity. Gene Ontology annotation, biological process: regulation of RNA metabolic process.
UUAUUACACGCGCUUUACAGCUAGCUAGCUAAUACAAACACUCACAGAUCCUCUCUUUCUCGAUCGAGUAUUUAAUUAUCGCAGGUUUCCCAAGUCAGAGCUGAAAGAGUUUCCUUCCAUUGCUUGUGCAUAUUCUUGAAUCGUGGAGCUCAACGGUGGCCGAGGUUGAUCGCAGAUAGAUACAUGGCCUUGCUUACAACUGCUGAAGUUUGCGACGCAAACUCGCAAAUGAUUGGGAGUGGCGAUCUCCGUGCCCUCCAGCCGGUUUUUCAGAUAUAUGGCCGGCGACAGGUCUUUUCAGGACAAAUUGUGACCCUCAAGGUGUUUGAAGACAAUGUUCUUGUUCGUGAGUUGCUUGAGGAGAGAGGCAAUGGCAGAGUCCUUGUUGUUGAUGGUGGUGGAAGCUUGCGGUGUGCAAUAUUGGGCGGCAAUCCUGUAGUUCAAGCUCAGAACAAUGGAUGGGCAGGGAUUGUUGUGAAUGGCUGUAUAAGAGACGUUGAUGAGAUCAAUGGAUGUGAUAUUGGGGUGAGAGCUCUAGCCUCUCAUCCGAUGAAAGCUAACAAGAAGAGGACUGGAGAAAAACAUGUUUCAAUAACCAUUGCAGGGACGAGAAUUCGCGAUGGGGAAUGGCUGUAUGCAGACACUGAUGGAAUUUUGGUUGCUCCUAAUGAGUUAUCUGUCUAAAUGAUUGAAAUAGAUGAGUUCUUGAAACAUGAUGUAUGCUGCAAAUUUGUUUUCAUGUAAUGCUUUCUUGGCCUACUUCAUGUUAGUGGGUUCUUAGAUCAAACCUAAUAUGAUAUCUGUAUUAGCUUGAAUCCAUCAUAAUAAAAUAUGUUCUUUUGAUA